GUGAAGCGCGGCGUUCUCUUGGCUGCCGCCUUGGCCCAGGUGCCCGGGGGCGCCCUCUGCCGCAGCAGCAGGACCGCGGACGGGCGGACGGGGCGGGCCACCAGGAGGCCAAGGGAGGCCGGCGGGAGGGGCGCGCCGCAGGAGGGCGGCGUCUGCUCGGUUGGCCCCAACGGCGGCGGCGGAGCGGGCGGAGGCCGAGAGGGCUGCUGCGGCGCGGAGGCGACCGGCUCCUUCCCCAGGCUCGGCCGCCUUACCAAGGAACCCCCCCACCUCCCCCGGGAGGCGGCGGCGGCGGCAGAGCAACGCGCCCGGGCCAGAUGGCUUCUGCAAAUGAUACCCGGCAGGCGCCUAAAGAUGCUGCGGACCAGAAUUUCGACUACAUGUUUAAGCUGCUGAUCAUUGGCAACAGCAGUGUGGGCAAGACCUCCUUCCUCUUCCGAUACGCUGAUGACUCUUUCACCUCGGCCUUUGUUAGCACCGUGGGCAUCGACUUCAAGGUCAAGACGGUAUACAGGAAUGAAAAGAGAGUCAAGCUGCAGAUCUGGGACACAGCGGGCCAGGAGCGGUACCGGACAAUAACCACAGCCUAUUAUAGAGGAGCCAUGGGUUUCCUUCUGAUGUAUGACAUCUGCAGUCAGGAGUCAUUCAGUGCCGUGCAAGACUGGGCAACUCAGAUCAAGACGUACUCUUGGGACAACGCUCAAGUGAUCUUGGUUGGGAACAAGUGUGAUCUGGAGGACGACCGAGUGAUCCCCACGGAGGAGGGCAAGCGGCUGGCCGACGAGCUAGGAUUUGAAUUCUUUGAGGCCAGUGCCAAGGACAACAUUAACGUCAAGCAAGUCUUCGAGCGCCUGGUGGACAUCAUCUGCGAGAAGAUGAACGAGAGUCUAGACGGUGGCGUGGCCAUGACGGGCAAUAACCACAAGACUGCGACCCUGAACGAGGCCCCUCCUGCCCCGUCCAGCACCUGUUCUUGCUAGAGAGGACUCAGCCUGCCCUUGGGAUGCAGGAGCCCUUCUCUGCCUUCCAAGGAGGGGGGGCUAGGCAGUGUGAUGUGAAGUGGGUUGGCUGCCGGUUGGCUGCUCUGCCCUGUUUGGCUUUUGCCAGCAUGUGCCCGGGGCCCCGUUGUCUCUCCCAUAGCAUGAUUGGCACCUUCUGGUAGAGAGCAUGAUUCCUUGCGCGCACUCCCUUUGCAAACUGAGGAGAUUUGAACCCAGCCGCUGCAAAUUCUCCUGACUUCUCCUCUGAGCUCCAGUGUUUACAGUGCUAGCUACUCUGGCCUGGUGGCCGAGCGGCUCAGCUCAGUGCCUGCAAGGAUGUUCUUGUUGCCAACCUUGACCUUGUGUCCAGACUCUCCACUACUGAACCAAUAAAUCCAAUGGCCGUGUUGUGA
Molecule: messenger RNA, 1393 nt
Organism: Sphaerodactylus townsendi
Lineage: Eukaryota; Metazoa; Chordata; Lepidosauria; Squamata; Sphaerodactylidae
Gene: RAB3D
Product: RAB3D, member RAS oncogene family
Exons: 5
Coding region: 318-980 (220 amino acids)
Biological process (GO): protein secretion; regulation of exocytosis; protein localization to plasma membrane
Cellular component (GO): plasma membrane; synaptic vesicle; endosome
Molecular function (GO): GTP binding; GTPase activity
Source: RefSeq, a predicted model, not a curated record